CUGCCCCUUACACGGCUCAGCCUACUUCCUGGUGGUGUAGACCGCUCCUCUGUGUUUUUGUCAGAAUUUACCAGCAGAGAGAAGUUGUAGAUGGUUUAAUUUUCGUGACACGGCUACUUUAAUCGAGGGGGAUAAAAAAAGAGAGAAAAAAAAUGGGAAGUACGGUGAUGGAGUUGGGAAAGGCGAGCUCCAAGAAAACGUCAAAGAAGAGGAGAAGUCUGUGCGUUAACAUGCCUGUCUACGGUUUGUUUCGAAGGCAUGCUGGAGAAACUUGACUCGAUGAUGAUGCGCUGAACCAGAGAGUGAUAUUUAUAUGCGCUUUAUGAAAUCCCACAAGUGCUAUGAACAUUGUUCUACCAGUUCCAAGCUGGUUGUCUUCGAUACAGCACUCCAGGUUAAGAAAGCAUUCUUUGCUUUGGUAGCCAACGGUGUGCGUGCAGCUCCACUAUGGGACACAGAAAAGCAGAGCUUUGUGGGGAUGCUGACAAUCACAGAUUUCAUCAUCAUACUACACAGAUACUAUAAGUCGCCAAUGGUGCAGAUAUACGAGUUGGAGGAGCAUAAGCUCGAGACGUGGAGAGAGGUUUACCUUCAAGCAACAUUCAAACCUCUUGUGAACAUAUCACCUGAUGCAAGCCUGUUUGAUGCCGUAUACACCCUCAUCAAAAACAAAAUUCACAGGCUGCCUGUCAUCGACCCGGUCACGGGGAACGCACUUUAUAUACUCACGCACAAGAGGAUCCUCAAGUUCCUCCAGCUCUUUAUGUGUGAAAUGCCAAAGCCGGCUUUCAUGAAGCAGACUCUCGGGGAGCUCGGCAUUGGUACCUAUCGUGACAUUGCCUUCAUCCACCCGGACACACCCAUCAUCAAAGCACUCAAUAUCUUUGUGGAGAGAAGAGUGUCUGCCUUGCCUGUGGUGGAUGAGUCUGGUAAAGUUGUGGAUAUUUACUCCAAGUUUGACGUGAUAAAUUUGGCUGCUGAGAAGACGUACAAUAACUUGGACAUCACGGUGACACAGGCUCUGAAACAUCGUUCUCAGUACUUUGAAGGAGUCAUGAAGUGCCAUAAAAUGGAAACCUUGGAGACCAUUGUGGACAGGAUAGUCAAAGCUGAAGUGCAUCGGUUGGUAGUGGUGGAUGAGCACUCCAACAUCGAGGGCAUCGUGUCACUGUCAGACAUCCUCCAGGCACUGGUGCUCAGUCCGGCAGAUGCCUGUAAGGAGGAGAACCUGACUGCAUGAGAGUGAGGGAGUGUCAGCUGAAGUGGAGACUUUGUGGGAGCAAAACGGGCUGCAAGAAGCUGGUCUGGGGAAAACCUGGUCUGAAGGUCCCAGAGCAGCCUGACACACAGUGCAAACUUAAAAAAAAAACAACCAAAGAGGUAGCCAGCUUGGUGAAGUCCCACACUGGAGUUUUCUUACUUAAAUUUUUGGUUUUCUUUGAAAGUUUGAACACUGAUUAGACGCACAUAUAUAUCACACUGUCUGCACACAUGGAGCCCUUUUCCACCUUUGUUCAGGCACUUUGUGAGGAACUUUAGUUUUGAAAUUUAUUUCCUGACUCCUAAAAAUGAAAACAAAAAAACAAACACACCUGACUCUUGUGCAGUCCGACGAAAAAACGGCAGUUUUCAGUGCUCUACUUUAUUUAAUGUGCAAAACAGAUCUUUAGUUCCUGGGACUAUUUUGCUGGUGGAAAGGGGUCAGUGCAUCGAUGCAUUGUGGUGACCUGUCAUAGAGAGGUGGGAGGUUGAUGGAUUUGAGAGAAUUUGGAGUUUGUCAUUUUUAUAUCGUGCUGCUGUUGUCACCAUGACCCCCACCCCCAAUUAAAAAUACUUUUCUGAGAAUUCGGUGUUGAAAGGUAAAUGUUGACAAAUAUAACUUUUUGUUUGAUUAGCAUCCCUGAAUGACUAUUUCAAGUCUUGUUUUAAAACAAAUAAAUAAGCAGGGGGUGGGUCAAUAUGGGAGGAGUGAUAUCCAGUCAUCAUUUGUGCCAUUUUUGCCCCGCCUACUUUUCCAUACUAACUAUAUUUGUUCCCUUUUAAUCUGUUUGACAGUAAGUGUUGAAUUAAAAAUAAAUAAAUCUUAAAGGCACUAUGGAUGACAUUUCUGCCACCAAAUGUCAGGUAGUAAAGCUUCCCUCCUCAGCCACUCCUCCCCAACCCUCCCCUUCUGCAUUGAGCAGAACGAUUGUGAGUUGGAGCCUUGUAGCACCUCUCUGCAGCGGGUGGGGAGACACCUGAUGUAUAUGUAGAUUGUAAUCUCAUCACAGCAGAAUCUGUAGCCUCUAAAAGAUUUUUUUUUUUAAUACAUAGUAUUUCUGGAAAGUAGCUGCUGUUUGCAUCUUGCAAAAAAGGUCAACAGCAAUGCUGUGAGGAGUACUGUUGUCCUGUUAUAAACUGGGGAGGGGGUGAGGGAUGUGGUUUCACAGAGCAGGACCUUCAUGCACUAAACGUGUACACACAGAAAUAUCAUACAGUAAAUGUGCAUGUGUGACCAGGCCGAGAAAGCAAACAUGGGUACAGAAAAGCUCUGAGUACAGAGGGAGUGUUGAGCCAUUCCCUACAGGACACCAAUAAGCCCCUAAAUCUUUACAUAUAAAAUAGUUGCUGGCCGCUACAUCAGUGUGUAAAAAUAUAAUUCACAUUUUAAAUAAGAGUAAUGUUGCAUUUUCAACUUUAUUUUCAAAUUAUGAUACCCCCUCAUUUGUUGGAUUUUCUGUCACAAAAUUUGAAGUCAUCCACCAAUAUUUGGUUCUAUUAAAGAGAUUUCACUGAAACCUCCUAAAAGAAACGAGUCAUUUUGACACAAAGAACACGCAAGUGGUCCGAGGCAAGAGCUGCAUUAGUUUUCACUUGUUUUGUCAGCUGUGGGACAUUUUUGUAGUGAUAUGAGAAGAAAGAAAUGUUCUUUUUAAGAAAUGUAAAAAUAUUUUUUAGUUAUUUUCAGUGGUGUUAUGUUUCUUUGCCGUGUUUGCGACAUACAUGUGAUACCAACGCGGAGUCUUCAGAUAUAACUCGACAGCACUCAUCUCCAUCGCUGACUGUAUAUACAAUUGUUUUGGGGAUUCCUAUCACAGAAAGCUUUAUUUUUAUGAAUGUUUAGAGAUGGCAGUUUUAACCUUAUUUUUGUAAAUAUUGUGGCAAUAUGUCCAGUUCAAAGAGACUUUGUAUCGGAUCAACAUGUACUGUAAAUGUGGAAAGCAUGACGACACUUCAGCAGUAUGAAUGUUCUGUUUGACGUUUUUUUUUAUUUUUCUGGUUGCAGAAAAAUAAAUGGACACUGAAUGUAACAACUA
Molecule: messenger RNA, 3296 nt
Organism: Thalassophryne amazonica
Lineage: Eukaryota; Metazoa; Chordata; Actinopteri; Batrachoidiformes; Batrachoididae
Product: 5'-AMP-activated protein kinase subunit gamma-2-like
Exons: 13
Coding region: 314-1240 (308 amino acids)
Source: RefSeq, a predicted model, not a curated record